AUGAGAAAUUGCUGGUGCGCUAAAAAACGUGCUCGAUACUACAAGCCACAACAUAACCUCUAGCGUGUUGUCCCGUCUCGUUGUCGUCACUUGACAUUCACAAGCAGUAUUUCGGACAGUAAAAUCUUUGUGACACUGUCAUGGCGAAAAUCGGCGAUGUUGGUGCUGAUGGGUUGAUGCGAGGAGCCAGUGUUCUGUCAAGGCCGGCUGAUGAAUUCGGCAAUGAUGAAACAGUGGAAGCGAUGUGGGCAAUGAAAGCAUUCAAACAUGCCGAAGUCUAUUUCAAUCUGUUGUCUUCAGUCGACCCGAAAUUGUUGAAGCUUACCCCCCAGGAUGACAAAAUUUACAAAGAAUUUAGGAACAAAUUUCCUGAUUUGAAAGUAGAUGUCAUUAUUGAGGAUGAAAUUAAAAGUGCAGCAGGCAAAGAGUUGUGGCGUCCAUUUUGUGAGCAAUUCAAGGAUGAGGUUGAAGACUAUAGUUUUGGCACUCUCCUGCGACUGAAUUGCAAAGAUGAAUUUUCUCAAGAAAACACUACACUCGUUCCCAGAAUCCAAUUCUAUGCCAUUGAAAUUGCAAGAAACCGUGAGGGCUUAAAUGAUAUACUUCGAGAGAAGUCGAGGAAAAAGGAUUAGAUUAGACCUGAAACAAUAGUCACACUCCUUUCCAAAUCAGAAAUAUUUAUUAAUCAUAAAUUCAACCUUAUUUCCUGUUUUUAAAUGAAAAGACCUAUUAUUUUUGUAUAUUAUGGUAUUUACUGGGUUCAUUAAAGACAUAAAAUCAUCAA
Thrips palmi is the source of this 784-nucleotide messenger RNA. RefSeq names its product protein PBDC1. NCBI's taxonomy places the organism in Eukaryota, Metazoa, Arthropoda, Insecta, Thysanoptera, Thripidae. Gene Ontology annotation, cellular component: cytoplasm. The record is from RefSeq and is a predicted model, not a curated record. The transcript has 5 exons. The coding region runs from base 141 to 632 and encodes 163 amino acids.